Messenger RNA from Gongylonema pulchrum, 630 nucleotides. The record is from the annotation of a GenBank genome assembly. NCBI's taxonomy places the organism in Eukaryota, Metazoa, Nematoda, Chromadorea, Rhabditida, Gongylonematidae.
AUGAUUCUGCUCAACUACCGUCGUUGCCAGAACAGUCCGAUAAGACUCUCUCAGUUUUUUCACCGCUACCAUUAUCAGUGUGAUAGUCAAAGUUAUCAGAAGCAGCAACAUCGACAGAUGAGGAAUUAUCAUGGCCAGCGUCGCCUACCGUACAAUUUUAUGCAUUGUACUUAUUGUUUACUGUACUGCAAUGGUUUCCUGGAUCUGCAGGAAUAUUCGAAACAGCAGGAAAGAAAACAUCGUCGAAAAAUCGUCCUACCAUGCGUGAUACCAUGGGAAUAUGGCUCGAACGAAUAUGCUAGCCAGAAAGGCACUGCUGGCUUUGGUACCAUCAGAAAUGCUACAACGACAGUCAAAAGCAGUCGACAGCUUAGCGACAGUAACGACGGUGUGGUGCCGUGGAUGAAUUGUCCUCCGCUGCACGACAAGGAGCUCGCUUCUCAAGCGGGCCUCACACCAUUCGGUGGAAUUCGAGAACAUGCCAUCAAAGUACAGGACAGGGAAGGUGAAAAGAAAAAAGAUAUCAACAAACUUGUUGGCGAUCAAGCCUCAGAGGGUAUCCUGAAGAUUUGGUCGCUACCUAAUCCAGAUGCCAAAAUCAACCAGCCAUUUGGUGAGUGUUGUGUGUGA